CCCGACCAAAUUCGAUCCCGGGUCCUCCAGAGCGGUAGGCUUGACUGCUCGGCCAUUCAUUUAAAUCCGUCUUUUCAUUUAAUUCAUUCUUGUAACUGCUGCAUGCUACUCGUAAAACGGCAUCCAGGCGUAAAUCAGUAAGCCAGUUUCUAUACAUGUUUUUUGCAUAUUUCAUUUUUGAGUAUGACGUUUCACAUAGAUACGUUGAUGCGAACAACGUAAAUAAAAUUUGAGCACAUUUUUUCAGUCAUAUUGAUCGGCCCCUACAUUCCAGAAGUGGUAAUUAUUUCCAGAAAUCAACGUAAUUAUUUUCCGCUUUCUUCCACGUCCGGCCACUCACAAAAGCUCAGAGGGCCGCAUGUGGCCCGCGGGCCGCAGGUUGAGUAUGGUGGCUUUAAGCCAUCAUAACCAUCAAAAUAAUGGUCGUUUCAUCACAAUACUAAAGUUAGCCUUUAUUAGGACAAUAUUACACGGAAUUUAUAGAACGGUAUUAUAGAACGGUAUUACAGAGGCAGAAAAGAAGUAAGUUGGAAAAAGAACCUGGUGAGUUUAUUUCGUUAUAUCUAACCAUCAGUGACAUAAUUACAUAUAAAACAAUGUGAAUUUUCUUAAUUUUCUGAUUUUAUUUUAACAAUAUAUUAGCGUUUACAAUUUUUUUCUUAUAAAACCCAUCUCUACUCUCAAAAUUAAGCUUUUUUUCCAUUCUAUAACAGUUACGAUAUAAAAUAGGCGAUAACAGAUGGCGGCACCAAAAUUUUAAAUAUUGCCGGAAAAGUCGAGCAACUCGUGGUUGGUUUAUUUAAUUAAUAAAUAUCUUCGUGUUGUCAGAAUUGAGUACAAAGAAUCGAACACAAUUUAUGACAACUCAAAUUUGCUUGAUCUACUCGCUUACGUUACCUUAUAUAACCAAAUUUCUGAUACCUUCAUUAUAUUUAUAAAAGAUUUUCGAAAAUGUUUUAUUGAAAAAUCCGGAAAUUUCGAAUAAAGUUGAAUGCAUCGAAGGGUCCCUCACUCGAGAGAACUUAGGAAUUUCCUCUUCCUAUAUGAAUUUGAUAACGAAGAAUGUUUCGGUAGUGUUUCACUUAGCCGCUUCAAUACAGUUCGAUGAACCUUUUCGAGAUUCAUUUGUCAAUAACGUGGAAACGACCAAAAAUGUGGUAGAAGUUUGUCGUCGAAUGAAAAGUUUAGUGGCAUUCGUACACGCAUCUACCGCUUAUUCUUUCUGCAACAGAAAGGAAGUGGAUGAAAAAAUCUAUACCAUGGCCAGAAGUUACGAGGAAUUUAAGAACAUUGCAAAACUAGAAAAUAAUGCUUCGUUAGAGAUAACAGAAGAAAAUCUUUUGGAAAAUCGACCCAACACCUAUACUUUAACAAAGGCCAUAUCAGAAAACUAUUUAAAUAAUUUUUGUAGAGAUUUGCCUGUAGUAAUUGUAAGACCUUCUAUUGUUGGUUGCACUUGGAAGGAACCUUUUUCCGGAUGGAACGAUGGCAAUAGUGGAGCAGAUUACGUAGCCGCAAUUGGAUUGAAAGGAAUACUUCGAAGCAUGUUGUGUGACGAAACGAAAAUUUUCGAUUUCGUUCCAUCGGAUGCAGUGAUUAAUUUGAUGUUGGCUGCUGCUUGGAGAAAGUCAAUAAUGCCUCAUCGAAGAGAUUCAUUUGUCAAUAACGUGGAAACGACCAAAAAUGUGGUAGAAGUUUGUCGUCGAAUGAAAAGUUUAGUGGCAUUCGUACACGCAUCUACCGCUUAUUCUUUCUGCAACAGAAAGGAAGUGGAUGAAAAAAUCUAUACCAUGGCCAGAAGUUACGAGGAAUUUAAGAACAUUGCAAAACUAGAAAAUAAUGCUUCGUUAGAGAUAACAGAAGAAAAUCUUUUGGAAAAUCGACCCAACACCUAUACUUUAACAAAGGCCAUAUCAGAAAACUAUUUAAAUAAUUUUUGUAGAGAUUUGCCUGUAGUAAUUGUAAGACCUUCUAUUGUUGGUUGCACUUGGAAGGAACCUUUUUCCGGAUGGAACGAUGGCAAUAGUGGAGCAGAUUACGUAGCCGCAAUUGGAUUGAAAGGAAUACUUCGAAGCAUGUUGUGUGACGAAACGAAAAUUUUCGAUUUCGUUCCAUCGGAUGCAGUGAUUAAUUUGAUGUUGGCUGCUGCUUGGAGAAAGUCAAUAAUGCCUCAUCGAAGAGAAGACGAAAUUACAGUUUACAAUUGCACUUCAGGAUCCAUAAAUCCUUUCACUUUGCAACAGUUUUUCAAAUGUUUAAAUAUUCAUUAUUGGAAACAUCCCUCGGAGAAAACAUUUUUAUAUCCAACAAAUAUACCCAAGAAGAGUUAUUAUUGGAAUCGUGUAUGCAUUAUGACGCAACAUCAACUUCCUGCAAUGCUAGCCGAUGUAUUACGAGUUGUUAUUGGCAGAAAACCAAAAAUGAUGAAAGUCUACGAUAAAGUUCAUAAUGAAAUAAGCAAGCUGGAAUACUUUUGUACUAGAGAUUGGAAGUUUAGUUCUAGAAACGUGCGGGAAUUGCUGGAAAGGAUGUCGACGAAAGAUAAACAGUGUUUCGACUUUGACAUCUCAAAACUCAAUUCGGACCGUUACAUGGAAGAUUACUUUCUGGGCAUCAGAAGAUUUGUUUUGAAGGAAGAUGACUCGACCAUCGCUCGAAGCAGAAAACUAAUAUUAAUGAAAUAUUAUUCUAUUUUACUCGCAAAAUCUGGAUUGCUUUUCGGAUUCCUUUACAUCCUGACUUUUUAAUCAUUCUAAUUUUCCCUACAUAAUUUAGUAUUGUAAUUAUUGCGAUUCGCGCACAAAAUCUAUUGAUAUUUUAAAGUCGAAAACUAUUUUAUCCUAGUUUUCUUGUAUCAUUCACAUAACAAAAUCAUAUAAACCACAAUCGUAAUACAAAGGGCGUAUAUUCACUUGCGUAUUGAUGAAACCAACGCAUAGCCCACUAUAUAUCCCUGCAAGCUCUGAUGACCCUUAUCGGUGUAAGUUAGCAGUGUUUCGAGCAUUGAUUAGAAGGGCUUUUAUAUAAUGCGAAAACGUUAUACAGAUACAGAGAUACAGAGAUAGAAAGGAUACAGAGAUACAGAGAUACCGGGAUACAGAGAUAGAAAAAAUUAUACAGAUAGUAGGAGCAUUAGGUUAUAAGAGGAGUGUUAUAGAGGGAAUUAUUAAAAAAUUUGAAGCCAGUAAUGAUAAAGUCACUAAACAAGGUCCAUCUAAGUACACGAAAUUUACAUACAACGAGUAUUUAUGAGGAGAGAUUAUGAAAGAAAUCGCAAAUAUAAAAGAUACAAAGGUGAUCUUAAAAAGAGCCCCGAAUUUGUACAAAAUACUUAGAAACGAUAAAGCGAUUGUUAAAAAAGAAGAUAAGGCGGGUGUGUAUAAGAUUCCCUACGAGAACCAGCUAAUAGGUAUAAAAAAAGAUUAUUUAGGGGUCACUACUAGAAACCUGGGUGUAAGGAUCAAAGAACACAGGUAUGAUAUUAGAAAAGGUUGUAAUACAACAGUAUUGGCCAGGAUGACGCAAGCAGAAAGUUCCUUGGUUCGAUGGGAUGAAGCAUAAAUCCUAAAACAGAUACACUCUCCAACUUUGGCAAGAACGGCUGAAAAGAUAAAUUUACAGAAGAAAGCUUAAUGAAAAAUGCAUUAACGCAAGGGACGUGGAGGGUCUUGCUUCGGCGUGAAAGUAUGCCGUUAAAAACUUACAAGAGGCGCAUGAACUCUAGUAUGUUUUAAAGGAAACUCUGUCUAGAUAGGGUAGAAAGUAUUAAUAUUUAGUACGAGUAAUAUGUUAUUUAUUUUUACAGUUUUAUAUCAUUUACAAUGUAUUAGUUCUUAUUAAUUAUUAGUAUUUUUGAAUUUUUGAAAUUGUUGUUCCAUUUAUGAAGUACGUAUUCCAUUUAGCCUGAAGAUGAUCUAUUGAAUGGAUCGAAAACCUUUGUUAUGAUAAAAAAAAAUCUCUCAGCGAAUAUUAAGGUGUGGGUUACGUAACAAAAUCAUACUCACUUUUUCAUUAUCACGGCAGUAAUUUUACGUUGAGGGUAAACUACGACUUCAAUUAA
Molecule: messenger RNA, 4060 nt
Organism: Centruroides sculpturatus (bark scorpion)
Lineage: Eukaryota; Metazoa; Arthropoda; Arachnida; Scorpiones; Buthidae
Product: putative fatty acyl-CoA reductase CG5065
Exons: 15
Coding region: 1044-2747 (567 amino acids)
Biological process (GO): long-chain fatty-acyl-CoA metabolic process
Cellular component (GO): peroxisome
Molecular function (GO): alcohol-forming very long-chain fatty acyl-CoA reductase (NADP+) activity
Source: RefSeq, a predicted model, not a curated record